Molecule: messenger RNA, 1638 nt
Organism: Acyrthosiphon pisum (pea aphid)
Lineage: Eukaryota; Metazoa; Arthropoda; Insecta; Hemiptera; Aphididae
Product: UDP-glucose 4-epimerase-like
Exons: 7
Coding region: 356-1426 (356 amino acids)
Biological process (GO): beta-D-galactose catabolic process via UDP-galactose, Leloir pathway
Cellular component (GO): cytosol
Molecular function (GO): UDP-glucose 4-epimerase activity
Source: RefSeq, a predicted model, not a curated record
UUUUUAGAAGUAUCGUGGUUUGUCAGUAGUCACUAGUCAGUGUUCACUAGUCACUAUGAAUUAAAAUGCUAAAUGGCAAUAGUCACUAUCACAAUAUCAUAAUUAUUCACCGCCAUUUAAUAUUUACGAAAUACUAAUGACUAAUGACAGUCAUGAUUAAUUCAAUUAACUUAAUUGAUUUCAAUAACCUACGACCUACUCGUGUCUCGUGCUAUUAUUAUUCCGCCUUUGGGUGUUAUGGAUAAAACAUCUGCAACUUUCAAUAUUAAAUAUCACAACUGUUUCAUUAUCACCCUCAGAGAUUCUUCAAUUUUGUUGUUACAAAAUACUCCUGGUUACAAUAAUUAUUCACAAAAUGGAUAGUACAAAAAGCAAAUGUGUUUUGUUAACUGGUGGCGCAGGGUAUGUUGGUAGCCAUACUAUUAUACCUUUAAUUGAAUCAGGGUAUGAGGUGGUGGUCUUAGAUAAUUUGUCAAAUGCAUGUAAAGGAAAUGAAGGACAAAAUCCGGUACCUAUAUCGCAAGUUGAAAAAUUAGUUGGAAAGCCAGUCACAUUCUAUAAUGUUGAUCUCUUGGAUUAUGAUUCACUCUCCAAAGUAUUUGAUAAGCACAACUUUUGUUGUGUUAUUCAUUUUGCUGGAUUAAAAGCUGUUGGUGAAUCAUGUAUCAUUCCUUUGACUUAUUAUCGAGUCAAUGUCUCAGGAUCAAUCAAUUUAUUUCAAGUCAUGAAAGAACACAAUGUAAAGAAGCUUGUAUUUUCCUCCUCAUCUACAGUAUAUGGUGAACCACAAUUUCUACCGAUAACUGAAUCACACCCGGUUGGUCAAAAUUUACUCAAUGGAUAUGCUAAAUCAAAAUAUUAUAUUGAAGGAAUAAUACAAGACUUAUGCAAUUCUGAUAAAGAGUGGUUUGUGAUUAUUUUGCGUUAUUUCAAUCCAGUUGGAGCUCAUCCUUCUGGAACUUUGGGAGAAGAUCCUACUGGAAUUCCUAACAAUUUAAUGCCAUAUGUUGCUCAAGUAGCUGUAGGAAACCGACCAUGUAUAAAUGUUUUUGGUAACGAUUAUAACACUAUUGAUGGAACAGGAGUAAGAGACUAUCUUCACAUUAUGGAUCUGGCCGAAGGUCAUGUUAGUGCAUUAAAAAAGCUACAAAAUGCUGAUGAAAAUGGAGCUAUAGCUAUAAAUUUAGGCACAGGAAAUGGAUACUCAGUGAUACAAGUAAUUGAUAUGUUUAGUCAAGUUAGUGGACAAAAAGUAAAAUAUGAUAUAGUUGAUCGUCGUUCGGGUGAUUGUGCUUCUUCUUAUUGUGAUGCAUCGUUUGCCAAAUCAUAUCUUGGAUGGGAAGCUAAGAGAACAUUGAAGGAAAUGUGUGAAGAUACAUGGAGAUGGCAGUCAUCAUAUCCUCAAGGUUUUUUGACUAAGAAAUAAUUAUAAUAUGGUUAUUAUGAAAUUGUGAACAAAUUAUUAUUAUUUAUUGUUGUUGUUAAUUAUAAUUAUUAUUUCUUACAAAAUGUUUUUAGAAAUUUUUAAAACUCUGUUUUAUAAUAUUUUAUAAUAUUAUAUUAUAUUGUACAAUAACAUAAUUAAAUAUGCAGUUUUAUAUAAUAUUAUAAUGUAUACUUAUACUUUGCUUACAACAA